AUGGCCAGAAGAGCUAUAAUUCUUCUCUGCUCCAUCAGCUUGCUGCUGGAUCAUUCAUGGGGAUCCCUUCAAGUGGGUUUCUACUCCUCUACCUGCCCUGCUGCCGAGUCCAUAGUUAGAUCCGCCGUUCGAGCCGCCAUGACUUUCGACUGGACCAUCACUGCUCCCCUACUCCGCCUCCACUUCCAUGACUGCUUUGUUCAGGGAUGUGAAGGGUCUAUUCUGAUUGAUGGGCCGACUUCCGAGAAGACCAGCCGGGCCCAUGCAGGCUUAAGGGGGUUCGACGUGAUCGAUGCUGCGAAAUCUCAGCUGGAACAGGUGUGCCCCGGCGUUGUUUCGUGCUCGGACAUAGUGGCAUUGGCGGCGAGGGACUCUGUUUCCAUGAGUGGAGGGCCAAGUUAUCAAGUUGAAACAGGGAGAAGAGAUGGCCUUGCUUCUGUGGCUUCUGAUGCUAGCAGAAUGCCUGAUGUUAAUGACCCCAUCAGUGUCCUCAAGGCGAAGUUUGCAGCAAAGGGACUCUCUGCUUCAGACUUGGUUCUUCUAAGCGCAGGGGGGCACAGCAUAGGCACGGCGGCAUGUUUCUUUAUGACCAAGCGCCUCUAUGCAUUCACUCCCGCCGGAGGGUCCGACCGCUCCAUAAAUCCGGCGUUCCUGCCGGCACUGGAAUUAACCUGCCCGGCGAACGGCGACGUCAAUGUCCGGCUGCCUUUGGAUCAGGGAAGCGAGUUUUCGUUCGACAAGAACAUCCUCAACAAUAUCCGGUUCGGGUUCGCGGUUCUCGCAUCCGAUGCACAACUCUACGAGGACCCGUCCACCCGACGGGUCGUGGAUUCGUAUUUUGGGCUGCGCGGCGGGUCCGUUCCCGACUUGUCCAGUUCAUCCUUCCAUCGAGAUUUCGCGAAUGCAAUGGUGAAGAUGGGUCGGGUCGGUGUAAAAACCGGAUCCCAGGGUGAAAUCAGAAGAGUAUGCUCCAGAUUCAAUUGAUGUCUCUUACCUUGCUUGACACUGUUUCUUGACUAAUUGUACGGAGGAAUUUGAAUAAAUUAGAAAUAAAUGGAGUCUUUUUGUCAUUAAAUGUAAUUCAUGAGGCCUUUCGAGUAAAGUGUUCUUCAAUUCAUAAA
Messenger RNA from Nymphaea colorata (pocket water lily), 1121 nucleotides. RefSeq names its product peroxidase 43-like. The transcript has 4 exons. NCBI's taxonomy places the organism in Eukaryota, Viridiplantae, Streptophyta, Magnoliopsida, Nymphaeales, Nymphaeaceae. The record is from RefSeq and is a predicted model, not a curated record. Gene Ontology annotation, biological process: hydrogen peroxide catabolic process; response to oxidative stress. Gene Ontology annotation, cellular component: plant-type cell wall; plasmodesma. Gene Ontology annotation, molecular function: peroxidase activity; heme binding. Bases 1 to 984 code for a protein of 327 amino acids.